GGAUGGGAAUCAUCCAUAUGAUUUACAGAUCAGGCGCAGCAUGACGUUCUCUUAUAUUGUUAUGACGGAAGAGUAGACAUGCUACUGGGCGCCUCGUGAUGGUGGGGCGGUCUCGAAACAGCAUCGGUUUCUCCAUCCAGCGUCUCCGUCUAGCGUAUUUAGCAAAUGUUGUAGUGAAGUGUGGGAGACCCGAGUGAGAGGGGAAAAUUAAAACAUGGCGGACAUAGAAGGAGACGAAAUUCGGUCGGCGGCUCCCUCGCUGCUUCACACAUCAUCGCGGAACGGCUCCGGUGUUGGUUCGGCAGUCGGUACCGGAGGCCAAACGGCGACCACGGUGACGUCAGGGCCUCGACUGGUUCGGAUCGUGAAGUCUGAUUCUGGUUAUGGUUUCAACGUUCGAGGGCAAGUUAGUGAAGGGGGGCAGCUUCGAAGCAUCAACGGAGAAUUGUAUGCCCCUCUCCAGCACGUCAGUGCCGUCUUACCGGGAGGGGCAGCGGACAGAGCUGGUAUCUCUAAAGGAGACCGAAUCCUGGAAGUGAACGGGGUGAACGUGGAGGGGGCCACGCACAAGCAGGUGGUGGACCUGAUCCGGGCCGGGGAGCGGGAGCUGGUCCUGGCGGUUCUGUCCGUGCCGCAGCCCGAAGCGGACAGCCUGGACCCCGGGGACGACGGCAGCGCCCAGUCCUGCUACGACUACAGCGACAAGCAGGCCGUGCCCAUCUCCGUGCCCACCUACAAGCACGUGGAGCAGAACGCCGAGAAGUUCGUGGUGUACAACGUGUACAUGGCGGGGAGGCAGCUCUGCUCCAAGCGCUACCGCGAGUUUGCCAUCCUGCACCAGAACCUGAAGAGGGAGUUCGCCAACUUCACCUUCCCCAAGCUCCCGGGGAAGUGGCCCUUCUCCCUGUCCGAGCAGCAGCUGGACGCCCGCCGCCGGGGCCUGGAGGAGUACCUGGAGAAAGUGUGUUCGGUAAGGGUAAUUGGGGAGAGUGACAUCAUGCAGGAGUUCCUUUCUGAAUCCGAUGAGAACUAUAACGGCGUAUCAGACGUGGAGCUGCGGAUAGCCCUGCCAGACAAGACCACCGUCACCGUCAGAGUGCGCAAGAACUCCACCACCGACCAGGUUUACCAGGCAGUGGUUAUGAAGGUUGGGAUGGACAGCAUAACGGCCAGUUACUUUGCUCUGUUUGAAGUCAUAAACCACUCCUUUGUGCGCAAGCUGGCCCCCAACGAGUUCCCGCACAAGCUGUACGUGCAGAACUACACCUCGGCCGUCCCGGGCACCUGCCUCACACUGCGCAAGUGGCUCUUCACCACCGAGGAGGAGAUCCUGCUCAACGACAACGAGCUGGCCGUCGCCUACUGCUUCCACCAGGCUCUGGACGACGUGAAGAAGGGAUCCAUCAAGGCGGAUGAGAAGUCCUACCAGCUGCAGAAGCUGGCCGAGCAGCGCAAGAUGGCCAUGUACCUGAGCAUGCUGCGCUCCUGCGAGGGCUACAACGAGAUCAUCUUCCCCCACUGCUCGUGCGACUCGCGACGCAAGGGUCACGUGAUCACAGCCAUCAGCAUCCGGCACUUCAAACUGCACGCCUGCACUGAGGAGGGAACGCUGGAGAACCAGGUGAUUGCCUUUGAAUGGGGGGAGAUGCAGCGCUGGGACACGGAUGAGGAAGGGAUGGCGUUCUGCUUCGAGUACGCCCGCGGGGAGAAGAAGCCUCGCUGGGUGAAGAUCUUCACUCCAUAUUUCAACUACAUGCAUGAGUGUUUCGAGCGGGUCUUCUGUGAACUCAAGUGGAGGAAAGAGGUCGAAGAGGAGGCCACGGACAAGGACAACAGAAACUGCAGCAAAGAUGAAUAUCUUCCAGCUGUUGAGACACAGAAGGGAUGGCGGCACCUAGGGGGCGAGAUCGUCACCUCCUAAAAACCCGACAGCGCCACUCGACAAGGCCUCACAAGGUACAGGACAACACUAUCCACAGCAGAAGCAGAAACUAUCCACACACACCGGUCCGCUACAGACAAACCGCAGACACCCAGCCCGAGGAGAACCGAAAACCACGCACAUACAGACUAAACAAGGCAACAAACCCAGAGAUCCUCAUUUUCAGAAGAUAAAAGAAGGAAGUAAAUGUUGUGUAAAGGUUUCAAAAUGAAUAAAUAAUAGUUAAUGCGUUAGAAUCCUACAUACAUCACAUCACUUCAUGGGGUGGGAUAGUUGAUUGAUGCUACUGGUUGAAGGGACAGAUCCAGAGCUGUGUGAUUGGUCGAGGAAAUGGUCGUCUGAGACACGAUUGGACACUGAGAAUGGGAAAGUGGGGGGGAAGCAAACAGCCGCAGGACUGGCUGUGGAGAUGGACAUACGCAGUGCCAUUGGCUCAGGGAGGCCUCUCUGUGAUGUGAUUGGUCUGGACCAAUGCUUAGAUGUGCCUCAUGUUCUGAACCUGAAGGAGAAAGAAGAGGAGAACAAGGUGAGACGCGUGUGCGCGGAAUGGACGCAUCACAAAACAAAUGCAGCAGCCAGAAAGGGAGAGGACUACAUUUCCCAGAAGGCAGAAAUGUGGAACGAGGGAUUUCUGUGUUCUGAAGUGAAAGGCAAUACGGCAAAAACUGAAAUGCAAGGAAACGUCUUUUAGAAGGGGAAACUGAACUAAUCUCAUUCUGAAACUUACCACAUGGGGAAACAUAGGCAUUGCGGGGGGGGGGGGGGGGGGGUACAUUUCUGUGAUCUUAACCCAUUUCAGAGAGAACUAAAUAAGAAAACAUGAACAAAGAAUGGGAGACAUGGCUCAUGUCUACAUAAACAAUCUUCAAAAGGACAAUGAAAGACACGUGUUGGUUUGAGAUGGGAAAGGAGAGCAAGAAUGGGCCUACCCCGUACUGUGCAGUCAGUACUCGCCCAUAGAGAAUACAGGGUAGCAUUUAUACGCCUUUUAUUUUUUUAAAGCAAUUGCUAAAACAUUUUUUUAAAUCUCGUGGCACAUUUUUCAGGCUUUUAAUAAAAAAAACUCAAACCUUUGCUAUGACGGAGAAGGUGUCAGAUUUAAAACCGAUCAUUAUCGUCCUAAACCAUGUUUCAAAACACUAGUUACAUUUUUGCGGCUUAGUAAUACCUUUAAAGGACAAUUGUGUAUUUUUCAAGGAGUUGGUAUGAGCCAUGUUUACAAAAAUGCAAAAAAAAGAAAGACAUGUUUGGCAGUACAUUUUGUUCGAAUUACGUUUUGUUCGAAAUGUUUGUGUCUGAAGCUGUUAAAUUUUGAUAUGUAUGUGUAGUACUGUGUAACCAUGUAAAAUGUAUUGCUUUACAAAGCA
Anguilla anguilla (European eel) is the source of this 3309-nucleotide messenger RNA. RefSeq names its product sorting nexin 27b (gene snx27b). Gene Ontology annotation, biological process: intracellular protein transport; signal transduction. Gene Ontology annotation, cellular component: early endosome. NCBI's taxonomy places the organism in Eukaryota, Metazoa, Chordata, Actinopteri, Anguilliformes, Anguillidae. The transcript is spliced from 13 exons. Gene Ontology annotation, molecular function: phosphatidylinositol-3-phosphate binding; protein binding. The coding region runs from base 215 to 1921 and encodes 568 amino acids. The record is from RefSeq and is a predicted model, not a curated record.